AUGGGUAAAGUUCACGGAUCUCUCGCUCGUGCCGGCAAGGUCAAGUCUCAGACUCCCAAGGUUGAAAAACAAGAAAAGAAGAAGACGCCCAAGGGCCGCGCGAAGAAGAGAAUCACAUACACCAGACGGUUCGUUAACGUGACGAUGACUGGUGGCAAGAGAAAGGUAUGGAUGCUAUGGACACCGCAAUGA
Molecule: messenger RNA, 192 nt
Organism: Fonsecaea pedrosoi CBS 271.37
Lineage: Eukaryota; Fungi; Ascomycota; Eurotiomycetes; Chaetothyriales; Herpotrichiellaceae
Product: 40S ribosomal protein S30
Exons: 2
Coding region: 1-192 (63 amino acids)
Biological process (GO): translation
Cellular component (GO): ribosome; cytosolic small ribosomal subunit
Molecular function (GO): structural constituent of ribosome
Source: RefSeq, a predicted model, not a curated record